Messenger RNA from Frankliniella occidentalis (western flower thrips), 1940 nucleotides. RefSeq lists its product as uncharacterized. Lineage: Eukaryota; Metazoa; Arthropoda; Insecta; Thysanoptera; Thripidae. The record is from RefSeq and is a predicted model, not a curated record. The transcript has 5 exons. The annotation marks the transcript as partial. Gene Ontology annotation, cellular component: extracellular matrix.
UGGUGCUGUGGUGUCCUGGCAACUAUCGUCUUGCUGCUCGCGAGCGUCGGCGCUACUCCACGGCAGGACACUGGGUUCCUCAGGGCAGACUCUGCAGCCCACCAUAAAGACGCCGUGCACUACAAGUACCAGUACGCCGUGGACGACCGGGCGUCUGGCGUGGUCAACGACCGCUGGGAGCAGCGCAACGGCGACUUCGUCAAGGGGCAGUACUCGCUGCUCGACCCGGACGGCAAGGUGCGCACCGUGGACUACGAGGUGGACGGCGAGCGCGGCUUCCACGCCGUCGUCCGCACGCAGUACCCUGCGCCCUCCUUGUUGAGCAUCCAGUCGGCCAGCCAGGUGCACGAGGUGUACCAGGACUCGCCCGUCAACGUCAGGGCCAAGAACGGCGUGGGGGUUCCCAGCUUCGCGCUCAAGAACCCGCGCUUCUCGGUCCGGGACAACCUGCCCUUCAACUAUCACGCGCUGGACGCCGCCAAGCUGGGCAUCGACACGGAGGAGGAUGGGGCCCGCCUGCAGCUCUUGGACGAGGAAGGGCCGUUGUCAGCCAAAGAGGCGCACCGAAGGAAGUACCACCGCGAGAACCACCUGCUGCCGCACGAGAACAUCUUCUUGCAUGAUCAGCAGGACCAAUUCAUCCAGCAGGACACGCGCCAGGACCUUCGCCAGGACCUGCGCCAGGACUUUCACCAGGACCUCCGCCUGACAGCCUACGACCCGCUCCUCGACCCGAACAGGAAUGUGUACCCGGAGCGCGCCUCCGUGUUCAACCCGCGGGCGGCGUACAUCAACCUGCGGCCAAGGCCCGCGCCGCUGUCGCCAUUGCCGCCGCCCAACCCCCCGCCGCACCCCUCCGACGUCCUGCUGCUGCCGGCUCAUCGCCGCAGCCCGCCGCCCGCCCCUGCCCGCCCCGCCUAUGCCGCCCCUGUGCCCGGCUCCAACCUGGUGACCGGGUCGUUCCUCUACCCGCCAUCGUCCACCCAGGUGGGGCUGCACACCUUGGCCAUCUUGCCCCCGGCCCCGACCUCGUCACGGGCCUCCUACGCUGCUCCCGGCAUCAGGUUCGCCACGGCGGCGUCGGCGCCGAGGUCGCGGAUAGUGCAGCACCUCACCGAGACGUCACCAGGACUUUCGGCGAGCAGGAGUUAUUAUUUGCGAUGAGAGACUCUGACGCGCCAGAUGCUAGUUGGGUACUAGCGGAUAGAAAUGCCAUAUGUCGACUAACGUACAUCCGACCGACUGACUUGUCAAACCAUUAAGACUGGACUCUCUCAUGCAGGGGAGCACUAUAGAGUUAGUACACUAGAUCCAGUGAAAAACCGAGUUUUUUAAAAGUAUUCGAUCGAUUUUUGAGAAAAUUGAUUUGUGAGUUCAAAGCGAGGAAACCAACAUAUUUUCGAAUUCCGUGGAAAUUCUCAAGAUGUUGGUUUUAAGCCACACUUUUCACUUGGAGGUAUAGAAUGUUGUAAGUGGUAACGUAGCUGUUUAGAUUGUUUCUAAAAUAGUACAAUGGAGUAACAAAGAACUCAGAAGAAGUCAAGGCUUCGAUUUUUCACCAUUAGCUUGAUUCUUCCAAUCUGCCUACACACGUGUUAAGAACCAUAAACGUCUGGAGCAAUUUUAUAUUGAUGAAGAUAACUGAUUGUAGGAAACACAAAUGCCAUUAAUUUUCACGUUACCUGCUCAAUAUUUAUGAUGUAAGUAUAUUAACCCAGUUUUGUAUGGUUUUUCUCUGAAAAUACAAAUGAAAUGCUCUGGGUGAAGCGUUGACCCAAUUUAAAGCUUCUCGGUCAAAUCUGUUGAAUUGAAUUAGUCCGUACUGAAUACAAUCUCAACUUAAAGUAACUAUUUUAUGUACAAAAGGUAGAGGCGACUGUAGUGUAUAAAUAAUACAUUUGUAAUGUUUAAUAAAUUGUACAUACCAAUUUCAAAGUGAG